GGGGGGUUGUUCGAAGAAAGAAAAUGUAAGAGGAAAUGGGGGUUGAUUCAUAUUUAGGCUCUAAUAUCCUAUGUGGCAUUUUCAAAGGACGUGGAAAUCAUGUGGAGUUGUAACAACGAACAACAACAACAUAUUCUGUGUAUUCCCAGAAGUGGGGUCAGGAGGGGAGUUGUAACAACCAAGAAGAAAAAAGAGCAGAAAAGUGAAGAAAAAGAAUUAAUCAAAAACUUGUGUUACCACAACCAGCUUUUCUGUCAAGGUAAAUGGUGACAGUUGUGGGUAAUUUGAAGGAAGAAGGGGAUUGAGACAAGGGGAUCCAUUAUCCCCGUUGCUAUUUGUUUUGAUCAUGGAAUAUUUAAGCAGGGUCUUGAAGCAAAUGAGUCGGUUACCAGACUUUAGGUAUCAUGCCAUGUGUAAAGAUGUACAGCUCACUCAUCUCACCUUUGCAGAUGGUCCGAUGAUCUUCUGUAAAGGUACAGUGACAUCUGUGUAGAGAAUAAUGGAAGCUUUAAAGCAAUUUUCUGAUGUAACAGGUUUGAAUGCCAACUCUGAUAAGUCAAGUAUCUAUAUGGCUAGUGUGGAUGAAGAAACAAAGACUAGACUAUUGGCACUUGCAGGGUUCAGUGUGGGGACUUUCCUUAUGAAAUAUUUGGGGCUGCCUCUGUCACCAAAGAAGUGGUUUAAAAAAUAAUGGACUGUCAUCAAUUAGUUAUGAAGAUCACUGGAAAAAUCAGAGCUGUAUCAGCUAGGCACCUCUCAUAUGCUGGAAAUUGCAGGUAAUAAACUCCAUCUUAUUCUCACUUCACAAUUUUUGGGGAGCUGUAUUCAUUUUACCUCAAAGUGUGCUGAAGGUUUUAGACAAGAAAUGCAGAGAAUUCUUGUGGGGAAGUAAUGGGUCAGGUGGAUUCAACGAAUUUAUAUGAAACCUAAUGAGAAUUUUUGGACUCAUGUACCAUCUUAUAACUGUAGUUGGUAUUGGAAUAAUUUAAAUAAGAUUAAGUUGGGAAUGCAGCAGUGGUAUAGCAAUGAUAGAUACACUUUAACUGCUAAUGGCAAGUACUAUGUUAAUCAGAGUUAUCUAGCAUUGCUAGGACAUGGGACACUUGUUGAAUCACAUGAGCUCAUAUGGAGCAAGAUAGUACUGCCAAAGCAUAUGUUUAUCCUAUGGUUAGCUUAUCACAAGAAAUUGUUUACUAAAGAUAGGACGGUGGGUAUGAGAAUGCAAUGUGAGACUGCAGAUUGUAUGUUGUGUGAACAGGAGGAAAUAGAAGAUGCUAAACACGUAUUUGUUGAUUGUGACUGGGCAAAAGCAGUCUGGAGUGAACUCAUGCAAUGGGUGGAGAUGCAACUGCCUCAAAUGGAGACGAGAGUUACAUUGAGCUAUAUUAAACAGAAUGAAGGAGGAAGUGCUGGCUGCGAUGCAUGGAGCACUGGUGUACUUCAGCCGGAAGACCAGGAAUUAGAAAAAAUUUCGAGAACUAAAUGUGAACACCAGCCAUAGUACAACAGAUACAAUUUAUAGUGAAGGAAAGGAUAGGUAUGUUUAUAGGUUCAAAACAGGCUUAAAAAGUGUAUAGGUUUUCUUGAGAUGCUGUGUAGUUAGUUUUUUCUGAGGCUUGUUAUUCUUGGCACCCUGCAUGUAAAGUAGCCAAGUUUACAGGUGCUUUUUAGUUUGUAUUUCUCAUGAUGGUUUUGUUGGUGGUAAUAAGAUUUCACAGUUUAUUACAAAAAAAAAAAAAAAAUCAAAA
Lycium barbarum (goji berry) is the source of this 1748-nucleotide messenger RNA. RefSeq lists its product as uncharacterized. The record is from RefSeq and is a predicted model, not a curated record. NCBI's taxonomy places the organism in Eukaryota, Viridiplantae, Streptophyta, Magnoliopsida, Solanales, Solanaceae. The transcript has 2 exons. Bases 920 to 1501 code for a protein of 193 amino acids.